Molecule: messenger RNA, 2399 nt
Organism: Anthonomus grandis grandis
Lineage: Eukaryota; Metazoa; Arthropoda; Insecta; Coleoptera; Curculionidae
Gene: Dh31-R
Product: calcitonin gene-related peptide type 1 receptor
Exons: 13
Coding region: 400-1653 (417 amino acids)
Biological process (GO): cell surface receptor signaling pathway; adenylate cyclase-modulating G protein-coupled receptor signaling pathway
Cellular component (GO): plasma membrane
Molecular function (GO): G protein-coupled peptide receptor activity
Source: RefSeq, a predicted model, not a curated record
CCCGUUGUCAGUAGUCCGCGCGCUUUCCGACAAAUAACUUCCCUCCGAUGGGAAUGGUAAGCAACAUACUCGCGGGAAACAUGUGCGACCUGAAGCCUUUUUGAAUCUUUUUUUUUUCGCCUAUUUGUUGAGAUUAGUAAGUAGGAAAGCUCGUUAGUCAUCGUCGAUAUUUUGUGGUGGAAAUAAAACGACGAGUUGAGAUUUAGUAUUUAUUUGGUGUCAAGGUCUAGCAGCUUUACAGUAAAAUUGACCAUUUUUCAGUCAAUUAGUAGCGUGACCAACAGUUAACAAAACAGUCUGAAAAAAAACAUCGAAAUUGUGUGUUUUCAGUGACUUUUAUAGUGUCAACAAACAUGUUGAGUAUAUAAGUGUAGCUGAAGCCAUUUUACAAAUUUAAAUAUGGCUCUACCUUUGGACGAAAACCUCAUUAUCGAAGAAAGGAAGAAACUUUGUUUCGAGAACGUCUCUGAUGAGAAUCCUUCCAAGGAAGGUCUGUUUUGUCCGACAUUUUUUGACGGAUGGUCGUGCUGGCCAGAGACACCCGCAGGGAAAAUUGCCAAUCAAUCCUGUCCCGAUUUUAUCGCCGGAUUUGAAAAAACAAAUAAUGUUUUUUAUAAAUGCGAACCCCAUGGCAGCUGGUACUUCCACGAAGAAUACAACAAGACUUGGGUGAACUAUACGACUUGCGUCAACACGGAAGAUUUAUGGUUUAGAAAAGUCAUCGUUAGUAUACACUGCGUGGGAUACUCCAUAUCGUUCAUUGCUCUUCUAACAUCGUUGGCUCUUCUGUUCUAUUUUAAAUCGCUGCGAUGUGCUCGUAUACUCAUCCACAUGAAUUUAUUCACCUCUUUUGCCAUUAACAACUUUUUAUGGGUCAUAUGGUAUUACGUUGUAUUUGAUAAUACCGCCAUACUUGUUAACAACGAGCUUUGGUGCAUAGCUCUAUACAACAUCCUCUACACAUGUCUACUAUCAAACUACUCCUGGAUGUUAUGCGAGGGACUUUAUCUGCACACAGUUCUAGUAUGGGCCUUUAUCUCCCAAAGCACCUUACUAGUAUGGAUGAACAUCCUCGGAUGGGGUCUACCACUUAUCAUAACUUGCAUCUACGUUCCUGUUAGAUAUUUCCUAGGAGAAGGGGAUGAACUGAAGAUGUGCUGGAUGAAAGAGUUCAAAUACGACAUAAUCUACCAAGUACCUGUAGCACUUACCAUAGGCCUAAAUUUAAUAUUCUUAAUAAAUAUAAUCAGAGUGGUCAUCUUAAAAUUAAAAAGGGGACCGGCGAAUAACGGACAGAACUCCAGCGGGGCAUCCAGAUCCACCAUUCAAGCACUAAGAGCUACUGUUCUCUUAGUACCUCUACUGGGGCUGAAUUUCCUGCUAACGCCCUGCAGACCAGAUAUCAGUGGUUCUCCCUGGGAGUACGUUUAUGAAGUAGUUUCCGCCAUUACAACUUCGUUUCAGGGUCUCUGCGUGGCCAUCCUUUUCUGCUUCUGCAACGGCGAGAUUCAAGCACAAAUAAAAAGAAAAUGGCGUGCGGCAAUGUUUCGACCCAGGGCCAAUUCUUGCACGGUGACCACGGUUUCGGUACGUAAGGGUUACUUACCAGUGGAUGCCAAAACGUAUGCUCACAAUGUACAAAGCAUCAAGUAGUUGAAUUAUCAUCUUAUUUUUUUAGUUCGUAAGGUCGUCCUACCCCCAUAACGGUGAAGAAAAGGUAUGACUAGGGUCCAUAGGCCGCCGUGCCUCCCACUGGAUCCAAUCCAGAAGAACUUCCAGUGCUUUAGUGAGAAACCAUAAUAACGGUGACGAGGGUGAGAACCACGCUCAGUGUGUUUAGUAAAAACUAAAUUUGUUAUAUUAGUGUUACUAAAAUUAAGAAUAUUUUAUUUGAGUUUAGUGCAGACCCAAACAAUUUCAUGAAUCUUAAACAGAAUGAAUAAUGGACCUCUAAAGUCUAAUUUCUUUGAUGUGUGCCGACAAACCGACACGAACUCUAGCCAAUAUUUGCAAAUAUGUUUGUAGCUCUAUCGUUUAACAUCAGCAAAAUAGAAAUUGGCCAAUUAAAAGGUGAUUAUUAUUAAAAGAAAAUUUUAUAUAAAUAUAAUAGGUAUUUAAAAACCUGCCUUAAUUCUAUUUUCACUGUUCGACAAAUGUUUGGGACUGUCUACAACAUUAGAUUGAGCAUUUAUAGUUUUUAAUAUCAUUACAAAGCGUUGCCAUUUAUUUAAGUUUUGUAUUAUUCAUUUCAAAUAUAAUGUUAGUAUUAGACGUACUUAUAACAUGUAAUUUACGGGCUAAGUUAUUAAAUGGAUUGAAAGAUUUGUGAACAUUUUAUACGUUAUGAAUUCAUAUAAUUUACAUUAUGUACUUAAGAAUAAAUAAAUGUCUAUUAAUUU